Molecule: messenger RNA, 2773 nt
Organism: Myripristis murdjan (pinecone soldierfish)
Lineage: Eukaryota; Metazoa; Chordata; Actinopteri; Holocentriformes; Holocentridae
Gene: lysmd4
Product: LysM, putative peptidoglycan-binding, domain containing 4
Exons: 3
Coding region: 143-943 (266 amino acids)
Source: RefSeq, a predicted model, not a curated record
AGAAGAAGUCGUGCGGACUGACUGGCUGUAGGAGCAGCGAGACAGGGUGAGGGAGACGGUCAGUGACAACUGCAGCAAGACAGAUGGAACAAGGCAGACCAAACUCUGCUAAGUCUGUGAAACUCUGUCCUAUGAGUGUUUCAUGAUGCGGCGCGGCGAGCUCGGUCCCAGGGCUUUCCAGGCCCCAGUGGAUGUCCAUGCCAGCGUGGACGGCCAGGUGUACAUGUUCAGGAGGAGAUCCGAUGAAUAUGUUGACUUCUCAGAGGAUGAGGAGUUGAACGUCAUGGAGCUGAGACCGCGGGACAGAGCAGGCAAUGUCCAGCUGCUGGAGCGGGAAGUGUUGGAUGGUGACAAUCUCAACAAGCUUGCACUGCAGUACGGCUGCAAGGUGGCAGAUAUAAAGCGAGUGAACAACCUUAUACAGGAACAAGAUUUGUUUGCAUUGAAAUCCAUCAAAAUACCUGUGCAAAAGCACAGCUGUUUAUUGGAAUCUUACACAGACCUCAGUGAUCAACAACAAGAAACACCCAGCUCUUCGACCGCAUCAGUAAAGCCUCAGGACCGAGCCAGAAACCAAACACAUCUACAGGAGGUCACAGACUUUCUCAAGGAGGUGGACCAUGAUAUUGAGAAACUAAUUCAAACCACAGAUGAUCACAAUGAGGUUUUCAUGUGUAACUCCGAGAGACCCCGAAGGUCUGGGUCCAGAGGGCAGCGCCUGACCAGCCACGGUGCCGACUGGGGCAUCCAGUGGUGGAACGCCAUAGUUGCCAUGCUCCUCAUUGGCAUCAUUCUGCCAAUAUUUUAUGUGGUUUAUUUCAAAACAAAAGAUAGUGGAGUCAUUUCCCCAGCAGAUAAUGGUGGUGACUUAGGUUCAUCCAUCAGCUCCUCAAACAGCUCAGGGAGCGCUCCCAUCAGUACAGGAGGAGCUGAGCCGGGGUAAUGCAGCCUUAAGUCUGAGCUAGUCAGAUUUAUUUUCAAGAAGAGUGGAAUUGAUGCUUUGCCUCUCGGAAGCUGAUGAAAGAUCCAGCUUGGUAGUGUGGCCCAGUUUCUCAAUAAGAAAAAAAAAUGAGUUUAUAAACCUUUUGAUAUUGUAGUUUAUUUUUUUAAUUGGAAAAAAAGACGUCUAUGCAGAAGGGAUAUGCAAACCAUUAUUUUCGAUUUGACACACCAAACAAAGCGAGGGUGAUUGCAUUGAUUUAUCCUAUAGCCUGUACUAUCAAAACAGAUCUUUUAUCAAAAAUUAUAGUUGAUUUACCAGCACAGUAUUUUUGCCUUAAGCCUCAACCAGGAUUAAACAAUGGUUAUAAAGGCAGGUGUGAAUGAGUGUUGUCACAGCAUAGAAGUGUGCAGGGAUUAGUUAUGUGCCUUUUAUUGAUGCUUAACUUAUUUUUUGUGUCUGUUAUUUCCAUGCAACUCAUCAUCAUGCUUGUUUUCUGGGUUUUUAACACAGUGCCAAGAAUAUGAAGUGUUGUCUUUGUACUAAGAAUUUGGUGCAAUAUACUGUAUCUCAUGCACUAUGGAUUGUAAUGUUUUUGACAGAGCAAUCAAUCUUUUGACUAGAGUACGAAUUCUCUGAAAUAAGCACAAGGUUCAAUAAUGUGCUUAAACAUUUUGUUUCCCAAUUAUGUUGAAUUUUAUGCAAUAUUGCACACUUUGUCUUGUGUUUCUGACGGGUAGAUAAAUCUACCGUUACCAGAUGGUCAAUCGGUUUUUCAAACUUUGUACAGUUAAUGAACCUGGAAAAAUAAAUAUAUUUUGUUAUGAGUGAAAUAUUUCUACUUUUUUUUUCAGUGAAUUUAUAAACAUUUUUAGGGACAAUCUAAACUUGGAAGAGGGGCUUUGGCCCAGGUGGCUUGUGGCUUUUGUUUCCUGAAUAAUAAGCAUGUGCCCCUUUAAAUACAAACAUCAAACAUGAACACAGAGUGAGUGUCUCGAUUAUUCUCUAGGAAAUAAUGUCCUUUUUGUGUUUGUAUGUGUGUUUUAUUUUAGUUUAAAAGUUUUAUCUUUAUUUAUUUUAUUGUUGUCAUAUUUGAAACAUCAGUUCAAAACACUGGUUUGUAUCAAGUGAUAUACAUUAAUAAUGCUUCUCUGUUUCUGAUUAGCUGCAGCACCACUUACUAUCAAUAGAUGGCAGCCUGUGAAAGCGUUACUACUGUGAUUUUUUUUUUUUUUUUCUUUGGUCAGGAUAGUUGUCCUAGUUCUUGCCAACUAAACCCAAGAUAGGGUUGGUACUUGAUGGCAGAGGUUUCAGUUUUAUACAUUGCAGCUGAAAUUAUUAAAGCUUGUCUAAGGCCUUGACUGAAACCACAACUUAAUUUUCAGUUUGAAAAUGAUUUCUUCAAAGUGCACCUCAUGGAAUGUUCAGUCUUUUUAAUGAAGUUUAAUUGUUUUCAAUCAUUAUCCCGCAGCUAGAAACAAUGUGCGGUCCUCAAGAUAAUUUUCUGGUUUGGAACUAACAGCACCUACUGCUGUAUGGACACCAACAUGACGUUUGACAUUUUGGGUCAACAUUUACUCCUUUGGAUGUAGACCUGCACAGCAACACCUCAAAGGAUAAUGAGUAUUGGAGAUCUAGUGAACUUUACACAGCCUUAUUUAAGCCAACUGUAUGGAGUUACUAAGGGAGAACUUAAACACCAUCAUGGUUCUGUUUUGAUGCCCUUCUGUCCAGUUUAUCUUCUUGUUUGCGCUGAGCAUCGAGUCCUACUCAGUUUUCAAAACAGAGCUGAAGAAAACCUCUAGUUUUGGGCUCACUUUAGAUCUGACAUGA